Molecule: messenger RNA, 450 nt
Organism: Geodia barretti
Lineage: Eukaryota; Metazoa; Porifera; Demospongiae; Tetractinellida; Geodiidae
Source: the annotation of a GenBank genome assembly
AUGUCAAACGAAACCGCUCAAACGCUACAUGGAACGACCCCUUUAACGGUGGAAGGUGACCUCGCCGCGCAGAUGGUUGAGGUACUUGAUGGUUAUGUUUCCCGCGCUGUGGCAAAUUCUGUCGAAGGACGGGAAGGAUUGUGGAAUCGAGAUUAUAGUUCACACAAUGCGUAUACCGAAUCUGUCGAACCAAACCGCGCCCGUCUUCAAAAGCGGAUCGGUUGCCUCGAUCCACGGCUGCCAAUUGAGGAACUCACCUAUAUUGCCACGACAAAAACCGCCGCCCGUCUCACAGAAGAUGAGAAUUACACGGUAUCCCGCGUUCGAUGGCAGGUUUUCGAGGAGGUAGAGGGCGAAGGACUUUUGUUGGAACCGAAGCAGAAUGUCCCAAUUACUGCACAGAUUGUUGCCCUACCCGAUGCCGAUUGGACACCAGAGACGAUAGCGGGG